AUGAAGAAACGUGAGAUCGUGUUGAAGAUGAGAGUAUUUGCACAACAUCAGUUAAUGUACAAGGCUGAUUUUGUGCUGAUCGUUGAUGUAGUGAAGGUUCUACAUCCACGGAUGAAGAUCAAAGGCGAUGGACAAGUGAUAAGCCAGAGUUUCAUAGUGAACAGGCCUGGCACGGUUUUACUCACCUUUGACAACUCCACCAAGAAGAAGGCGCUGCUUGUUUACAAAUGCUGUAGGAAGACUGUUCAAAUUUAA
Messenger RNA from Arabis nemorensis, 255 nucleotides. The record is from the annotation of a GenBank genome assembly. Lineage: Eukaryota; Viridiplantae; Streptophyta; Magnoliopsida; Brassicales; Brassicaceae.